GAGUAUAAAUUAAAAAUGACUGAAGUUCAAGCAAUGGUAGAAUUCUCCGUGGAGCUAAACAAGUUCUACAAUGUGGAUUUAUUUCAGAGAGGUUUUUACCAGAUUCGUGCGUCUAUGAAAAUUCCACCAAGAGUUCCCCACAGAGUAGAAGCUAGUUUGUUACAUGCAGCAGGUAUGACUUUAGCCUUUCCAGCUUCAGUUCAUGAUUCUCUGAUUUGCAGUAAAACAUUUCAAAUUCUAUAUAAAAAUGAGGAAGUUGUUUUGAACGAUGUCAUGAUCUUCAAAGUUAAAAUGUUGUUGGAUGAAAAAAAGAUUGAAGAAACCCUUGAGGAAAUGAAUUUUCUGUUAUCCUUGGAUCUGCACUUCACAGAUGGAGAUUAUUCGGCAGAUGAUCUGAACACCUUGCAGCUAAUAAGCAGCCGAACACUGAAGCUGCACUUUAGCCUCCAAAGAGGCCUCCAUCACCAUGUCAAUGUCAUGUUUGAUUACUUCCACCUUUCUGUAGUGUCUGUGACAGUCCAUGCAUCGUUGGUUGCACUACACCAGCCACUAAUAAGCUUUCCUCGCCCUGUGAAGACUACUUGGUUAAACAGAAAUGCACCAGCACAAAACAAAGAUUCUGUGAUUCCUACUCUUGAAAGUGUGGUCUUUGGUAUUAACUACACAAAACAGUUAUCACCAGAUGGCUUCAGCUUCGUCAUUGCAGACUCCUUCCUGCGUCACGCCUACCGUUUCCAUUACACCCUCUGCGCCACCCUCCUGCUGGCAUUCAAGGGGCUGCACAGCUACUUCAUUACGGUAACGGAAGAGCUUCCCUCUUGUCAGAAACUAGAACUGGAGGAAAUGGAUGUGGAAGCGCGACUUACUGAAUUAUGUGAAGAAGUCAAGAAAAUAGAGAAUCCUGAUGAACUGGCAGAACUUAUAAAUAUGAAUCUCGCACAACUUUGCUCACUUCUAAUGGCUUUAUGGGGACAGUUUCUGGAAGUUAUAACACUACAUGAAGAGCUAAGACUAGUACUAGCACAAGAGCACCAUACUUUGAGGGUGCGCAGAUUUUCUGAGGCAUUCUUUUGUUUUGAACAUCCAAGAGAAGCUGCCAUUGCAUACCAGGAACUUCAUGCUCAGAGUCACCUCCAGAUGUGCACCGCUCUCAAAAACACUUCCUUCUGCAGCUCUCUCCCACCCCUGCCUAUUGAGUGUAGUGAAUUAGAUGGAGAUCUCAAUUCAUUACCUGUGAUCUUUGAAGACAGGUAUUUAGAUGCAGUUACUGAAGACUUAGAUGCACCCUGGAUGGGAAUUCAGAGUCUUCAGAGAUCAGAGUCCAGUAGAAUGGAUAAAUGUGAGACUGAAGAAAGCUCUCUAGCUGGACUUUCCAGCCCAGAGUUGAAAGUCAGACCUGCUGGGGCCUCCAGUUUUUGGUCUACAGAAGGUGAAAAGCAGCUAACAAAGUCUCUAAAAGGAAAGAAUGAAGAAUCAAAUAAAUCCAAGGUUAAGGUUACUAAGCUCAUGAAAACAAUGAAACCUGAAAACACAAAAAAAUUAAUAAAACAGAACUCUAAGGAUUCUGUGGUUUUGGUAGGCUACAAAUGUUUGAAAAGCACAGCAUCAAAUGAUCUCUUUAAAAGCUUUGAAGGCAAUCCUUCACAUAGUCAGAAGGAAGGUCUGGACACCACAAUAUGUGGAUAUAAUUUUGACCUAAAGACCUACAUCAGACAGACAAGUCAAAAGGAAGCUAGCUAUUUGCCAGCUAAUACAGAGAGAACUGAACAAAAGUCUCCAGAUAUUGAAAAUAUGCAACCAGACCUGUUUGAUCCUUUGACCUCUGGCAGCCUAAAUCUUUGUGCAAAUUUGUCCAUUUCAGGUAAACUUGAUAUCUCCCAGGACGAUAGUGAAAUUGCACAAGUGGAACACAGUGUGGCAUCCAGAAGUUCAUCAGAUGAUUGCCAUGAUCAUCAAACUGCCCCCACUUCGGGAGUUAGGACAAUUGAAGUAAAGCCCUCUAAUAAAGACCCUUUCAGUGGAGAGAAAAUAACUGUUAAAAUAGGACCUUGGACAGAGCUUCGACAAGAUGAAAUAUUUGCGGAUAGUUUACAACUACCCAACUUUGAGUCCUUAGAAUCUAACGGUAAAUCUAAAUCUAUAGAACUAACACUUGAAAAGGAAGCUUUGCAGGAAGCAAAGUGUCGUUCUGUUGGAGAAUCAUUAGCUAAGCUAAGAAGUAAUCAACCUGCUUCUUCUACAAGAGAAUAUCAUGUUGUAGUGAGUGGAGACUCAAUUAAGUUACCAGAUAUUAGUGCCACGUGUGCCUCGUCUCGGUUCUCAGAUUCAGGUGUGGAAAGUGAACCAAGCUCUGUUGCAACACAUCCAAACCCUGACCUAGUCUUUGAAACUGUACAAGGGCAAGGUCUUUCCAAUAACGAAAGGUUAUUUCCUCAGCUUUUGAUGAAGCCGGAUCAUAAUGUAAAGUUUUCAGUAGGCAGCCACUGUACUGAGAGCACAAGUGCUUUCAGUGAGAUCCAGUCAUCCUUAACGUCCAUAAACUCUCUGCCUUCUGACGAUGAGCUGUCACCUGAUGAAAAUCCUAAGAAAUCUGUUGUACCUGAAUGCCACCUAAGCGAUAGCAGAACCGUGUUGAAUCUAGGAACAAUUGAUGUGCCAAAAUGUGACGAUAGGAAGAAGUCAAGUAUUAUGUUGCAACAGCAGAGUGUCAUGUUUUCAGGGCAUUUGGACAAUGAAAUGAUAGCAAUACAUUCCUUAAAUUCAAGCACUAAAGACCCUUUACAAUUUGUUUUUUCAGACGAAGGUACUUCCAGUGAUGUGAAAAGUAGUUGCAGCUCCAAACCUAACUUGGACACUUCGUGUAAAGACUCCCAGAGUCCUGAUAAAUCUUGUGACCCUGCAGGGACCGCAGUUCCAUUAAGUUCGGGACUGGUUUGUUCAGGCACCCCUUGUGUCGUUUCAGGUUCCAUUUCUACCAGGACAGACGUCAGUGAAGAUAGAACUGUGAAAAGAAAAAAUAGCGAUGCGUUAAAUCUCAAACAAAUGUAUUCAGAAGCCCCUACAGUUAAAGAUGAAACGCACCUGGGUACAGGUGACCCUUUUUCAGCCAGUCCUGAUAUGGUAAAGCAAGGGCUUGUGGAAAAUUAUUUUGGCUGUCAAAGCAGUACAGAUACUUAUGACACGUGUACUGUUAGCUACAGCAAUUCAGUUAGCCCUCAGAAGGAAGCUUCUGACAAAGAAAUUAGUAAUCUUCAGCAGGACCAGGAUAAAGAGGAGGAGGAAGAAGAGCAGGACCAGCGAAUGGUUCAAAAUGGGUAUCAUGGGGAGACAGAUGACCCCGCCCCGGGUGGGGCGGCACGUGCUCACUGUGCAGACCGAGGCGCCCCAGGAGGAGAAGGGUCUGUCAAAUCCGGAAGGAUUAGCACUGACCAUCUGAGGGAUGGUAUAACCGUGCCUACUGUCUGCACCUCCGGCUGUCUGUCCUUCCCAUCUGCACCACGGGAGUCUCCUUGCAGUGUUAAGUAUUCUUCUAAGAGUAAAUGUGAUGCAAUUACAAAGCAGCCAAGCAGCGCUUCUUACAACUUCACCUCAUCACUGUCCUGGUAUGAAAAUUCACCAAAACCUCAAAUACAAGCCUUCCUUCAGGCGAAAGAAGAAUUGAAGCACCUUAAGCUCCCUGGGUUCAUGUACAGCGAUGUCCCUCUUCUGGCAUCCUCAGUGCCCUAUUUCUGUGUGGAAGAGGAGGAAGAGGGUUGUUCCGAAGGCGGAGUCCAUCUCAUUGUGUGUGUGCAUGGCCUGGACGGUAACAGUGCAGAUCUCCGGUUAGUAAAAACUUACAUUGAACUUGGACUGCCUGGGGAAAGAAUUGAUUUUCUUAUGUCUGAGAGAAAUCAGAAUGAUACUUUUGCUGAUUUUGAUAGCAUGACUGAUCGCCUUCUGGACGAGAUAAUACAAUAUAUUCAGAUAUAUAGUCUAACAGUCUCAAAAAUAAGCUUUAUUGGACAUUCGUUGGGCAAUUUAAUAAUCCGUUCAGUGCUUACAAGGCCACGGUUUAAAUAUUACCUUGACAAACUUCAUACCUUUCUAUCACUCUCUGGACCUCACCUUGGUACGCUCUACAACAGCAGUGCUCUUGUUAAUACAGGUCUGUGGUUUAUGCAGAAAUGGAAAAAAUCAGGUUCUCUUUUGCAACUGACAUGUCGAGAUCAUUCAGACCCUCGCCAGACUUUCUUAUACAAGCUUAGUAAUAAAGCCGGGCUUCACUAUUUCAAAAAUGUUGUACUAGUGGGCUCUCUGCAGGAUCGCUAUGUUCCUUAUCAUUCUGCCCGCAUUGAAAUGUGCAAGACAGCUUUAAAGGACAAACAGUCAGGACAGAUCUAUUCAGAAAUGAUCCACAACUUGCUUCGCCCGGUUCUGCAAAGCAAGGAUUGUAACUUGGUUCGAUAUAAUGUCAUCAAUGCAUUGCCCAAUACAGCUGAUUCACUCAUUGGGAGAGCUGCACAUAUAGCUGUUCUGGAUUCGGAAAUAUUUUUAGAGAAAUUCUUUCUGGUUGCCGCCCUCAAAUAUUUCCAUUAG
Molecule: messenger RNA, 4575 nt
Organism: Lipotes vexillifer (Yangtze River dolphin)
Lineage: Eukaryota; Metazoa; Chordata; Mammalia; Artiodactyla; Lipotidae
Gene: FAM135A
Product: family with sequence similarity 135 member A
Exons: 20
Coding region: 16-4575 (1519 amino acids)
Biological process (GO): lipid metabolic process
Source: RefSeq, a predicted model, not a curated record